UAAUGAUGUAAUUCGGAAGUAAAAUUCGUUUGCCGGCAUAACAAUGAUUUUUAAAUUAAAUACAUUUGCAUUGUUUAUAUUCAUACAUAGGACCUUUAAAUAGUUCUACGUUAAUAGCAUGAAUUCAUAUAAAUAUGUAACUAGGUAAUUAAUAUACGUACAUAGGUACGUAAUGUGUAUAAAAUUUAUAUGUGUAAAGAUAUUUAUAAAAUUAAAAAAGCUGUUAUAAAAAAACAAUACUCAUGAGGUUAAUAUAGUACAUUAAAAAAAUAAAAAAAAAUUGAAACAACAUCAACACAAAAAGGAAACGAAAUUUUAAAGGAUAUUAAACGUAGACAAAAUAAAAUAGAAUUUCAGUUUAGUUUCUUGAAGUUAUUUACCUAUUGUGAAUAGCGUAUAAUAUAAUAUAUUAUCUAGAGGUGUAUAGUCUUCGUAUAUAAAUUUGAACUAUGUAUUAAAAAGAGGCAGAAAAUUUACUUAAAAAAAAAGAGAAAGUGAAAUUUUGUUCUAGUAAAAGAAUUUAAAGCAUUAAAAGUUCUGUGCAGAAUAUUAUAUUGAAUAUCUAGAAUAUUUUAUAAAUGUGAAGGAUUGUGCAAAACUAAAUGUUAUUUGGAAUUUCAACGCAAGAAGGAAUAUGAUUAACUCAAAGGGGCGAUUAAAAACAUUGAACGCAAUAUUAUAUGUAUAAAUUAGUUUCACCUUGGUAAAAUGUUCAAUUAUUUCUUUAAGUACUUUUUAUAAUUUAUCAAAUAAUUCAACUUUAUUCAAUUUUAAUAUCAUAAUUCAAUUUUAUCAAUAAUGUGAUUGAAAUAAAUUGGAAAAGUUAGAACUAAAGGCAAAAAAAACACGAAGGAAUUUAGAUACCGAGAUUCAUUUAUGCCGAAAGUAUUACCGAGAAUAUAGCAGUCUAUUAAAGAAGUAAGCUGGCUGACAUUUUAUUCCACAUGCAUAAUGGGAGCAAAUUCUUCUACUCGAACAGAUCCAAAUAUUUUGUCAGAUGAUGAUGUGAACUUUGAUCAUUUUCAAAUUCUAAGAGCUAUUGGAAAGGGUAGUUUUGGAAAGGUCUGUAUUGUUCAGAAACGCGACACCGGAAGAUUAUUUGCAAUGAAGUACGUUAGUCGUGGGGCUUGUGAAAGUCGAGGAGCCUUAGGUGGUGUACUUAAAGAAGUUGAAUUACUCGCAACAUUAGAACAUCCAUUUUUAGUUAAUUUAUGGUUUUCAUUUCAAGAUGAAGAAGACUUAUUUAUGGUUUGUGACCUUUUAACAGGCGGUGAUUUAAGAUAUCAUCUUCAACAAAGAGUUGAGUUCGGUGAAGACAGUGUUGCCUUAUUAAUCUGUGAAUUGGGAUCAGCUUUGGAUUAUUUACAGUCACAAAGAGUUGUCCAUAGAGACAUCAAACCUGACAAUAUACUUUUAGAUGACGAUGGUCAUGCACAUUUAACAGAUUUUAAUAUCGCUACUAGAUUACAAAAGGAUGGAUUAGCAUGUAGUAUGUCUGGUACAAAACCAUAUAUGGCGCCGGAAGUAUUUAUGUGUGCUUUAGAUGAAGUAGCAGGUUACAGUUUUCCAGUAGAUUGGUGGUCCCUAGGUGUAGUUGCAUAUGAAAUGCAUGCUGGUACAAGGCCUUUUAUUAUACAUUCCAAUACACCCCUAACUGAAGUUAAAACAAUUUUGAAUUCAUCAGUACAUUACCCCAGAUAUUGGAGUAGUGAUUUUGUAGAUCUUUUAAAUAAGCUUUUAAAUGUUUUACCAGGAGCUCGUUUAAGUUCGCAAAAUGAAUUGAAGAAAACACCUUUAUUACGUAAUAUUGAUUUUAGAACGGUUUUAAAAAAACGUAUUCGACCCCCUUUUAAACCGCCACAAGAUCAUUUAAAUUGUGAUCCUUGCUUAGAAUUAGAAGAAAUGAUAGUUGAAACAAAACCAUUGCAUAAAAAAAAGAAACGUUUAGCCAAACAAAGAUCACAGCAACGUGAUGGUGGUGGUACUGUUGAUCCAGAAAGUAAUUUUAUAAAAGAAUUUUUAGUUUAUAACCGUUAUAAAGAAAUGAAAAGACGUGCAAUGGAAAGAAAAGAAAAUGAGUGGCAAAAAGAAUUAGAUUUAGCGAUGGCCAAUUCCGUUGUCAAUUGUUUAGCACCUAUUAAAGAAAAACGUGAAAUAAUCAAAGUAAUUAAUCCCAGUAAUGGAAAUAGCAGCUCUAGUAAUAAUGAUGGCAUUACAAUUGGUGCUACUGGUAUCAGCGAAGGAUUAAAUUCUGCAAUUGAUAGCUUAUGUAUUAGUAGUAAAGGUCCAAUAAUUAGUUUAGGCAAAGAAUCAACAACACCACCCCAAACAACAACUUCAGCAGCUAAAAAAGAAAAUGAAUCUAUUGAAUAUAUUGAUCGAACACCAUCACCUCGAUCAUCCACAGCAAACAACCCAACAUCUUAAAAUUAAAUGUAACAACAAAAGGGGAAAUAGAAUAGCAUUUUUUUAGAAUUAAGAAAAAAAUUAUUUCUUCUUAUUUUUAUAUCAUAAUCUUGUUCAAAGUAUACAACUUAAAUUGAUGCUCAAGAAAAGACUCGUCUUUAUUAUCAAAAAAUUUCGAUGCUAUAAGCGAUAGUUAAAAUUUAUAAAUAUCAAUUUAUUUUAGCAAAAUCAACUGAUAGGUAUAAAAAUUUUAUUUAUUUGAGAAACACCAAAAACCUUUAAACAAUUUCUUUGUUUUAUUAAAUCUUAAAAUCCUUAUGAACCUGAGUUUGUUUUCUAAUAAAGUUAGGUCAAAUAAAUGGUUUGUAUGUAACACUUUUCAGUUCAACAAUUGAAAAUACUGCUUUUAAAUACAGUCAUGUAUACCUACCGCACUAUUAAAAUUAUUUUCAUUCAUAAACGAAACUACUUCUAGGAUUGCACAUAUUUAGGAUGAACGAUUUAUGUAGUUUUUGAAAUAAAGCAAAAAUUAAUCUAAAAAGGGCUUAACAUUUGCGUGAGUUAAGAAAAAUAAUAUAUUUAUAUUUUUUGAUGUCAUGGAAUUUAUCGUUAACUUUUUGCGUUUAUAGAAAUUUUUAGCUUGCGGUUUCGGAAAUAUAAGGCGUCAAAAAUUUAAAUUUUAGAAAUUUCAAGAGGUGAUAACUUGAGAGGGAAGGGGAGUCAAAAAUUUGGAAAAAGCGGAUUUUAGAUAACAAUAAAUUUGAACGGGCAUUUUGCUUUUUCAAAAUUUAACUAUAUUAUGCCGCGAGAGGAGAAGCAAGCCGCUGCCAUUCUGUGUUUGCAAAAUUUGAAAAAUGCUUAGAAUUUCACUGCAACAAAAAGUUAAAAAAUACCAUUUUUAGGGUUUUUAGUAAAGAUCUAUUUACAUAUUGAAUUUCAGCUUUCUAUCAUCAAGGGUGUGGAAGUUUUGUAAACAUGUCCACGGAUGGACGGACAGAGUGAAACUAAUAAGCACUUUAUUUCAAAUUUUGUUUUUGGAAAAGUGCUUAAAACUAAACAUGUCCAAAUUCUGAAUUUUUAUCAAAUCAUUUCAUUUAUUGAACUUGUUCUAUACCCUUAAAGAUCUAUUCAAUAUGCAAUUACAAAAGUAAUAGUAAUUUUUUGAAUUUGAAAACUUGAUUUUAUAUUAAUUUUUUUUUCCCGGGUAGAAAAUUUUGAAUAAUAAAAUUAUCAUAUUUUAAAUAGAUUUUAAUUUUAUCAACAAUUAUCUAUAGCAGCCUAUACUAACAUAAUUGUGCGAUGAAAGGCGAUAAAUGAUUUUGAUAACCAGCUCAUUUAUUUUUUCGUGAACUACUUAUGUAGCGUGUGCUAGAAACAAUUGAUAAUAAGGAAGAAUGAAUAUGUAUUAUAUAAAAAUUAAAUAUUUAAAUUAUAGCACUUUAAUUUUAAAAUUAAUUUACUAAAAAAAUAGGUAUCACUCACAUUCUUGAGAAAUCAUAAAAACCAAUCGUUGAAUAUUUUGAAGUAAUAAUUGCAUUUAAAUAAUAUAUGUAUGUACAUAUAUUAGACGUAAGAUAAUUUUUUAUUUAUUAGAAAUUAAAACUGGUAAUUUAAGCUAAUAAAUUUAUUUUAAAUACAUAAUUUUAAUAAUAUUUAGAUAUUUAGGAUUCAAUUACAUUAUAUAAUAAAUUUUAAGUAAAAAAACAAAUAACAGCACCAACACCCUAGCACAAAAUAUAGGUUUCUAUUAUACUUAUAGCAACAUAAAACUUUAAAUACAUUUAAUUAAUAUUGGAAAAAAAAAUUAACAAAAAAAAUCAG
This is a messenger RNA of Condylostylus longicornis, 4227 nucleotides long. Its product is annotated as serine/threonine-protein kinase 32A. NCBI's taxonomy places the organism in Eukaryota, Metazoa, Arthropoda, Insecta, Diptera, Dolichopodidae. The transcript has 11 exons. The record is from RefSeq and is a predicted model, not a curated record. Gene Ontology annotation, biological process: protein phosphorylation; regulation of signal transduction; G protein-coupled receptor signaling pathway. Gene Ontology annotation, molecular function: G protein-coupled receptor kinase activity; G protein-coupled receptor binding; ATP binding. The coding region runs from base 952 to 2427 and encodes 491 amino acids.